Molecule: messenger RNA, 1512 nt
Organism: Belonocnema kinseyi
Lineage: Eukaryota; Metazoa; Arthropoda; Insecta; Hymenoptera; Cynipidae
Exons: 5
Coding region: 134-775 (213 amino acids)
Source: RefSeq, a predicted model, not a curated record
GGGCACUUCACGAAUGCCCAUGCUGUGGCGUGCUUCGUUCUUUCUCCUUUUAUUUAUUCUCCUCGGCUCCACCUCCGAAGCAGCAGUAACAAACGGAUAUUUUUGCUGCUGAUCAAAUACACAGUGAACAACAAUGAAACUUACACUUUUAACAAUUCUCCUUUUCUGCUUAAUAGCUAUUUGUCAAUCAGCUGACGAGGAAUAUGCAGAUUAUGAAGAUGAACCUGCCCCCGCUCCAGUAACAUCUGCACCUGCAAAACCAACAAGUCGACUUGGAAGUCUUUUAGCACCUAGAAAUCGACCGGUAGUUACAAAAAAAAGUGCCCAAGUAACUUCUACAACCGCGAAACCAGUAGAAUUAGUAGAAGAAGACCCCGAAGGAGAAGAAGGGUAUGAUGAUAAACAGGAAGAAGAGGUGCCCGUUACCACCACGGAAUCUUCGAAAAAAUUAAAAGCAGGAGUAGUCCGACCUUUCAGAUCAAAUGAUGACCUUUUGGCUGCCCUGAAGAGGAGAAGAGCGCAGGUUGGUUUGAGUCAUGCUAAAGAACACGCUUCAUCUUCAACGCCAGCAUCUGUAGAAACUACAUCAGUAUCUAAAUUCAAAUCUGCAUCCAAUGGGCGUAGCAGAACGAGUGGAAAUGGAGAAGUUCCAUCAAAACCAACAAAUCGUGGAAGGUUUGGAGCCUCUCGGGGAUCUAAACCUGUUCAAGAAGAAGUGGAAGAGACUCAACAAGAUGAAGUUCAAGUUAAAGCGAAACCAUAUCGUAGAGGUUAAAUAGGAUUUAGUGGAUGAAACAUUAGAAAAACUAUUGUUGUUCCUUGCGUUUAAAAGAAAGUUGUAACAUGUGUGCUCUUUGUUGCCUCUGCAACUUCUUUGACUAAUUUUAUUCUGCAAAUCCGAAUUUGUAAAAAUCUGACUGAUAAAAUAAUUGAAUUACUAUUUCAGUGAUGAAAGCUAAAGAGUCAAAGUUUGCCUAUAUUUAUUCGUACCGAACAUAUCAAUAAAAUAUAUACACACUGAAAAAAUACUAUUGAAUGAAUAACUUUUGUUUAAAAACACAUCUUUUAUAGAUGAAACUUAUUUGUAUUUCAAAAGGUUAGUCUUUUUCUAAAAAUCAGGCCAUUCUUUCGAAUUCUGAUUUGGACAUUAGAGUCAUUUCGGCACAAUAGGAUGGGAAGCUCGUCAGACAGCAUUACGUCUUGACGAAACAUGUGAUUUAUCCGUACAUAAAAGAAAAAAAAAGUAGACCAUCAUCCUAAAUAUCGAGAUUCAUGAUUAGUAUUGUGAAACAUAAGUUAAGAAUAAGUAAACUAUAAAAAAUAAUUUUUACAAAAAAGAAUUGACUGUUAAAUCUAAAAAAUGUGUAAAAUAACAUUGUACAGUUUUGGUAAUGUGCUAAAUAACAAUGCGAUUAUAAUGUAGGGAAAUGUGUUUAUUUAAGAAACAGCGUUAUGAAAUAACAUUUAGGGAACACGCGCCAUAACGGUUAAUUAAAAAGAUUUUCGUAAUGA